CGUUGACAGGAACCCCUUUCCCUCUUCUCCUUCCCUUUCCUUCCCUUUUUCUUUGACCACUCUCCAAGCAACCUCAAGAUACCCUCCAUCUUCAUCUGCAUCCACGGCCGCCUUUUCUGGAUCAGCCAGUUCCAUUUUCUUUUUAAUAAUACCCUUUGCUGCUUCUUGUUGUGAUACCCAACCAAGUCUUUGAGAUACCCCUUUCACCUUUUUACAAUGGCUGCUGCUGUUCAGAACACCCCCGAGGUCAACAACCUCAACACCGAGGAGACGGCUCCCGCUCUCACCGCCGCCGUCGAGACCCCCAAGAUCGAGGAGACCCCCAUCCCCAGCACUCAGCCCACCGAGGAGAACAAGACUGCCGAGGAGCCCAAGGCGGAGGACAAGGUCGCCGACGAGACCAAGCCCGCUGAGGAGACCACCGACGCCAAGGCUGAGGAGAAGAAGGAGGAGGUCAAGCCCAUUGAGGAGGGUCAUCUCGGCCACAAGGCGCAGGGCGCCAGCUUCCCCAAGAACCUGAUCGGCAGCAAGGAGUUCUUCUUCUUCGGCACCGACGCUGUUGAGCCCAAGGCCCUGACCGGCUACCAGAAGAACGAGAAGUCCACCGCCACCUACCAGAGUAACGUUGCCUGGGCUUCGGAGACUGGCAAGGGUCUUCUCUUCAUUGGCGAGAAGUCUGCCCCUACCGGCAUCAUCAACCUGUCCGAUGCCACCGAGCCCGAGACCGAGGGCGCCAACAAGUUCACCCUGACCUCCAAGGGCAACAAGCACAGCUUCAAGGCCGCCAACGCCGCCGAGCGCGAUAACUGGGUCGCUCAGCUCAAGCUCAAGAUCGCAGAGGCCAAGGAGCUCGCCGCGACCGUCACCGAGUCUGCCACCUACAAGAGCACCCUCGAGAGCUUCACCCCCAAGAAGGAGGAGAAGGUCGCCGACAAGCCCGCUGAGGAGACCCCUGCCGUCGCUGCUGACGCUGCUGCCCCUACCACUGAGGAGGCCAAGACCGAGGAGGCUGUGAAGGAGCCCGAGGCUGCCAAGGGCGAGGAGACCGUCGAGAAGCCUGAGGAGACCAAGCCCCAGGCCAAGAAGCGCUCUUCUUUCUUCGGCUUCCUUGACAAGAAGGACAAGCCCGUUGAGAAGAAGGAGGAGACUCCCGUCGCUGCUGACGAGCCUGCUGUCGCCGCCGACAAGCCCGCUGAGGAGCCGAAGGCUGAGGCCCCUAUUGCCACUGAGCCUGAGGCCGAGGCCGCCAAGACCUCCGAGGAGAAGCCCGCUGAGAGCCCCAAGGAGAAGGCCACCAAGCGCAACAGCUUCUUCGGUGGCAUCCUGUCCAAGAAGGAGAAGAAGGUUGCCGAGCCCAAGCCUGCCACCGAGGCCACUGAGCCCGCCAAGGAUGGCGAGACUGCCACCACUCCCGCCGCUGAGACUGCUCCCGUCAUCCCCCCCGUCGAGGCCACCACUCCCCUCGCUGUUGACGUGAACAACAAGGAGACCACUGCCGCCUCUCCUGCUGAGGAGACUGCCGAGAGCCCCGCCGCCGCCACCGAGGCCAAGAAGGACACCAAGGAGAAGCGCAAGUCUUCCCUCCCCUUCCUCGGCAAGCGUGAGAAGUCCCCUGCCCCCGCUGAGGGCGAGACCAAGUCUUCCACCAGCGCUUUCUCCAAGCUCCGUGCCACCAUCAAGGGCAAGAGCGGUGCUGCCAAGACUGAGGACAAGCCCGCCGAGGAGGCCAAGAAGGACGAGGAGGCCGUCGCUGAGACCAAGGCCGAGGACGACAAAGCCCCCGUCGUCCCCGAGCCCGCCACCGUCGAGCCCGUCAAGGAUGAGGCUGCCGAGCCCGCCGAGACCGAGACCAAGCCUGAGAACGUGGCCACCACCACCCCUGCCGUCACUGCUGCUGCUUAGGAAGCGCGUCGGACAUGACAGCGUUCUCACGACUUGAAAGACAACAUGACGCCAACAGUUCACCACAAGGGGCACCAUUACCGAAAAGAAGAAGUCGCAAUACCAGAAAACUCAACAAAAACCAACCACAAAAAAACAGAAGUACAUGCAUGAAAGGGUCGGAUGGAAGGAUGGUUUCUGCAUUUCCUCACAUGAUACCAAGAUACCCUGUCUUUGAGACUGCUUUCAACACUGAUACCACAUUUCAUAGCUGCUUUUUUGCGUCCAUGGUCCACGGACCAUUGGGGGGUUUCACGGCGGGAGCGGGAUUGUCGGUCGGCGUACCGGCCACGACCCGUUCCUUUCCAGCCCUCUCGUGCUUUCACUGCAUUAUUCCAAUUACUGUCUGAUACCCGGUGGAGGGAGAGAAGAGAUACUUAGUAAUGCCUAAUAAUACAACUGUUGCGUCUAUCUUCGUCUGUGCAUCGAACGUUUUGACUGUCACUA
This is a messenger RNA of Emericellopsis atlantica, 2388 nucleotides long. RefSeq names its product Pleckstrin homology domain-containing protein. The coding region runs from base 217 to 1902 and encodes 561 amino acids. Lineage: Eukaryota; Fungi; Ascomycota; Sordariomycetes; Hypocreales; Bionectriaceae. The transcript has 3 exons. The record is from RefSeq and is a predicted model, not a curated record.